AUGUGUGACAUUCCCUUCUUUCCGAUCUUUCCAAUAUGUUUCCAAUGUGGCACUGAUCAGAAUCCGUGCCACUGCAAGGUGGUUGGCCCGACGCUUGGAUUCUGCUCAACCAUUGUGGCGGCGGUAUUCUGCUGGCCUCUCUCAAUCUUCUGUGGCUGUGGCUGCACUAAGACCGGAAAAGACAUGCUGGGAUAUCCUGUCAAACUUAACGGGCAGGUUAGCAAUGCCAUACCAUUCUGA
Molecule: messenger RNA, 240 nt
Organism: Penicillium canescens
Lineage: Eukaryota; Fungi; Ascomycota; Eurotiomycetes; Eurotiales; Aspergillaceae
Exons: 4
Coding region: 1-240 (79 amino acids)
Source: RefSeq, a predicted model, not a curated record